UUGUUUGGGUGCAGCCGCUGUAAAGAUGGCGGUCGACAGCGGGAGGUACAGGAGUGCAGUGACUAAAAGCAACGACCCGUCUGGCUUGCUCAUCUCUGUCAUCAGGACCCUGUCUAGCAGCGAUGAUGUGCAGGAUCGGGAGACUGAGAAGGGGCGUCUGGAGGAAGCCUACGAGAAGUGUGACCGCGACCUGGAUGAGCAAAUUGUUCAGCACUAUACAGAGCUGACUACAGCCAUCCGCACCUACCAGAGCAUUACCGAGCGUAUCACAAGCUCCCGGAACAAGAUAAAACAGGUGAAGGAGAAUCUGCUGUCUUGUAAGAUGCUCCUCCACUGCAAGCGGGAUGAGCUAAGGAAGCUUUGGAUUGAGGGCAUUGAACACAAGCAUGUGCUCAACCUACUGGAUGAGAUCGAGAACAUCAAGCAAGUGCCACAGAAGUUGGAGGCCUGUAUGUCCAGCAAGCACUACCUGCAUGCCACUGACAUGCUGGUGUCAGCGGUGGAAUCUCUGGAAGGCCACUUGUUUCAAGUCGAAGGGUUGAGUGACCUGCGCCUGGAGCUUCACAACAAAAAGUUGAACAUCCACCUGGUGCUGAUCGAUGAGCUGCACCGUCACUUGUACAUCAAAUCCACAGGCCGUGUGGGUCACAAGCACAAGGAGAGGGAAAAGGACAAGGGCCGGUACGGAGGUUCGAUUCUGAAAGACUUGCCACAGGUCUCUGCACUGGAGAUUGGAGGCAUGUCAUCCCCACGCAGGUUCAUGGACUCUACCCAGCUAGGAACAUCAGGCAACACUGGCCCAGUGCUUCAGGAUGUAUGUGAAGAUAUGGAUGUGGACCCAGAGGAGAACAGCGCAGAGUUCAUGGGCAUUCUGAUCAAGGGUCUUGCCAAGCUGAAGAAGAUCCCAGAGACAAUCAAAGCCAUCAUUGAGCGCCUGGAGCCAGAACUGAAGCAGAUUGUCAAGCGCUCAACGACCCAGAUCGCAGACCAUGCCUACCAGCGAGGGGAGAACCUGUCUCAGGAGAAUCAACCCAGGCUGCUGCUAGAGCUGCUGGAGCUCCUCUUCGACAAGUUUAACGCCGUUGCAGCUGCCCAUAGUGUGGUGCUUACCCACUUGCAGCACAUCGUGCUGUCACCCACUGGCGCACAGGAGGGAAUAAAGUUGUACGAGCAGGCUGAUGUCUCCGCCAAAAUCCAGACCGUUCUACAGGUGCUACUGAUGGACUACCUGGAUGUGAAAAACACACGCAGUGCAGCUGAGCCCUCCGCACAGCUCUCCUACGCCAGCAGCGGCAGCGAUUUUGCCGCAUUCUUUGCCAAGAAGAGACCGCAGAGGCCCAAGCAAUCGCUGUUCAAGUUUGAAUCGUCGUCUCACGCCAUCAGCAUGAGCGCCUACCUGAGGGAGCAGAGGAGGGAGCUAUACAGCCGGAGCGGAGAACUGCAGGGUGGAGCUGACGACAACCUCAUAGAGGGAGCCGAGACAAAAUUUGUGUGCAAACCUGGAGCGAGGAACAUCACAGUGAUCUUUCAGCCUCUCUUGAGAUUCAUCCAGGAAAUCGAGAUGAACAUGGGCCCUGGCCACGCCAAGCAGUGCCAGCUGCGCACCUUCCUCACCUACUACAUCAAUGACCUCUUCCUCAACCAGGUGCGCACGGAGAUCAACAAGGAAAUUGAGGCCGUCACCAAGGUGUCCGAUCCCCUCAAAAUACUGGCUAGCCCAGACACCAUGAAGGUGCUGGGAGCACAGCGCCCUCUGUUGCAGAGCACAGUGGUAGUGGAAAAGUCCAUCCAGGACUUGAUGGGUCUGAUGCAGGACCUGAGCACCUAUUCCAAUCAGUUCCUGGAGAUGGUGUGUGAUAAACUGAAGGAAUAUAAGGAGAUCUGCAGCGCUGCCUAUAGGGGCAUUGUCCAGUCAGAGGAGAAGCUAACCAUCAGUGCCUCCUGGGCCAAAGAUGAGGACAUCAGCCGUCUCCUGCGCUCUUUGCCAAACUGGGCCACCAUGGCCAUGCCCCGUCAGAUGAGACAGAAAAGAGAAGAUGAUGAGGACUUUACCAGGGCUGCCUUUGCCAAGGAGUCAGAGGUGCUGACUGGCAACCUGGGGGACAAGCUAAUCCCCCAGAGCGAGAUCUUGCGUGAUGUGAGUGACCUGAAGGCGCUGGCCAACUUACAGGAGAGUAUGGAGUGGCUGGCAGGGAGGCUGAAGGGCUUCUUCUCCAACCUUCCACCGGCACACAGUGCGCCUCCAGGCACAGAUGCCCAGGUGAGCAGUGAGAGCACCUGCAGCCGAGAGCAGAUCCUGCUAACGCUCAAUGACCUGUCCAAAGCCUUCCAGGACAUCGCCGACCGCUGCCUGCUGGUGCUACACCUGGAAGUGAGAGUGCACUGCUUCCACUACCUCAUUCCUCUGGCCAAGCAGGGGAACUAUGCUAUUGUUGCCAAUGUGGAGAGCAUGGACUACGACCCCCUCGUGGUGAAACUGAACAAGGACAUCAGUGCCAUAGAAGAGGUGAUGGGGGCCAGUUUGCAGCAGCACAAGUUCCAGUACAUUUUUGAAGGUUUGGGCCACCUCAUCUCCUGUAUACUGAUCAAUGGGGCCCAGUACUUCAAACGGAUCAGUGAGUCUGGAAUCAAGAAGAUGUGUCGGAACAUCUUUGUCCUGCAGCAGAACUUGACCAACAUCACCAUGUCCCGUGAGGCAGACUUGGACUUUGCCAGGCAGUACUAUGAGAUGCUCUACAACACAGCGGAUGAACUGCUGAACUUGGUGGUGGACCAGGGUGUGCGCUACACUGAGCUGGAGUACAUCAAUGCAUUGAGCCUGCUACAUCGCAGCCAGACAGGCGUAGGUGAUCAGACAGUGCAGAACAUGCGGCUGCAGCGCCUCAAGGAGAUCAUCUGUGAGCAGGCCGCCAUCAAGCAGGCCACCAAAGACAAGAAGAUCACCACUGUGUGAAGUGCUCCACUGUUACCUGGCCUUCCCCUAUCUGGAGGACUGCCACGCCUCCCUUCUCCCACCAUGCCUCAGACCUCACUUCCUGCUUCUCCCCUCACCUGCCUCCUCACCUAAACAGUGGAGAGUUGCAUUUCAUCACAAGUUCUCUGGUUAUCUCGACUCUGUCUUCUUUACUACAUUUUCCUGCCCCUGUCACACUACCUGGCCUUUGGGGAGCAAGAAUUGAAGGUCAUCUAACACAUGUCACUACAUUGUGCAGUCGUCCUCUAUAGCUUUUGUGAUCCUGCGCUCAGCCGAUAGCUUGACAUUUUUCAGGCCCAUCCGCAUUUUAUUCUACCUUUGCUUCAAUGAGCUGCUUUCAGUAAAAGAAAAGCUUUCUACCAGGUUUAAUAGAUGUCCACUUGUAUUCUUGCAAUAAUAUCUCAAGGUAAAUAAAUACUCACAUGUUAUGUAUUUCCCACCAUUACAUUUUCACUAGAGAUCCAAGUUCUUUUGUAAGGGCAACUUUUUAACACUUUGAAUAUGGUGAGAAAACUGGGAUGGCUGUGGUAGCCAAGGAUGCCAGAGUGAGCUAGUGUGUAGAGGUAGUCACAUAGUGGGGGAGGGGCUAUGUAAAUAAACACUUCCAACUGAGAAAAUGUUUUUCCUGUAUGUGUAUGUGUCUGUCUGAAAGAGAGAGAGAGAGAGAAACAUCAGCAAUUGCAGCUGUGCUUCACUAUAAUAAUCCUUCAAACUUUCCUAUAGGACAUGGUCAUUUACUGUAUAGAUGGGUGCAAUUUCCUACUGGACAAACUUGCAUUUACCUCAAGAGAGAUUUAUCUGUGUUCAUCACACACUGUACCACCCAGCUAACUGGAUUUUCUUUUUUUUCCUUAAUUUGGUCUUUCUUAUAUGGCAUUUUGGAAACAUUCUGUAGCUUUUAUUUUAUCUGAAUUAAAAUUGCAUUUCACUGAUUGCCAGUUGGGCUAUUGGAUAUGAAUGUGUUACACUUGCGUGUGUGUCUGUGUAACUAAUACAUAUAUAAUGGGAUGUGUAUUGUCUUUUUUUUUUUUUUUUUUU
Molecule: messenger RNA, 4012 nt
Organism: Scleropages formosus (Asian bonytongue)
Lineage: Eukaryota; Metazoa; Chordata; Actinopteri; Osteoglossiformes; Osteoglossidae
Gene: exoc4
Product: exocyst complex component 4
Exons: 18
Coding region: 26-2953 (975 amino acids)
Biological process (GO): exocytosis; Golgi to plasma membrane transport; chemical synaptic transmission
Cellular component (GO): synapse; growth cone membrane; exocyst
Source: RefSeq, a predicted model, not a curated record